AUGGGAUUUGAGUUUCUAAAAGCCUUUCAAGUUCAAUCUAGAAGGUUUCUCUGGCUAAUUGGUUUAGUAUUUGCUACUAUUCUAUUGUUCCAAUCUAUUGAACUCCCAAAGGGUAACGCUUUAUGGUCCAUGUUUUCUUGGGGCCAAGUCCCGGAACAGCAAAAUCAUGCCUUCUUCGGUGAGAACUCGACAUUGUAUCCACUCGUAUUUAGCAAUGUGAGCUCACACGAUUUUUCUAAUUCUUCGAUGAGUGUUGAGCAAGGUCGAGAUGGGCCUAUACUAGACGGUACUAUGCUUAGUAAUACCACCGAGAGGAAUGCUUCAGUAAUCGAUUCUACGAAAGACCAUAUUGCUUUACCACCAACAUAUACCGGAGAUUUCAACUUGGGAUUUGUAUCGCCUUCUAUUGCACCAUCUCCAAUAGAUUUGAUCCUCGAUAAUGUAGCUCGUAAUAUAAGUAUCGAGUUUAAGUCUCCACCAAUAAAUAGUGAUUUGCCUCCGUUAUUGCCACCUUUAGUUAACGUUCGAGCAAAGAAACAGCCACAAAAGCCGGGUGUUUUUGACAAGGAGGUGUUUACAUUGUCUGACAUGAGUGAGUUAUUGGUACAGAAUUAUGUGUCUCCGCCUACAAUGAUACCACGAUGGGCAUCGAAAGUAGAUGAAGAUUUAGUUCUUGCAAGGCAAUUGAUUGAGAAUGCACCUCCCUUGAAGGAUGACCUCUAUGCACCACUUUAUCGCAAUGCAAGCAUGUUUCAAAGGAGCUAUGAAUUAAUGGAAAAAAUGCUUAAGGUCUACAUAUAUCGGGAAGGUGAUAGGCGAAUUUUCCAUAGACCGCCACUCGAGGGCAUAUAUGCUUCUGAAGGAUGGUUUAUGAAACUGAUAGAAGCAGACCGACAUUUCGUCACCAAACGAGCCAAGGAUGCACACCUCUUUUACCUUCCUUUCAGCUCUCGGCAGUUGGAAGAGACUCUGUACGUCCCAAAUUCACAUAACCAUAAAAACCUUAUACAACAUUUAAAGGACUAUGUCGAUAUGAUUUCAGCAAAGUACCCGUUUUGGAACAGAACCGAUGGUGCAGACCAUUUCCUUGUUGCCUGCCAUGAUUGGGCACCAUCGGAAACAAAGAAAUACAUGGCUAAUUGUAUUAGAGCUUUAUGUAACGCCGAUGUAAAAGAAAAAUUCAAGUUCGGCAAAGAUGUGUCUCUCCCUGAAACAUACGUACGAAAAGCACGAAAUCCUCUAAGAGAUGUUGGUGGAAAACCACUUUCCAAUAGGAAGACUUUAGCUUUCUAUGCAGGAAAUAUGCAUGGUUACCUCCGACCGAUUCUUUUAGAACACUGGGGCAAUAACAAAGAUCCCGACAUGCAUAUAUUCGAGGAUACGAGGUAA
Molecule: messenger RNA, 1389 nt
Organism: Amaranthus tricolor (Joseph's coat)
Lineage: Eukaryota; Viridiplantae; Streptophyta; Magnoliopsida; Caryophyllales; Amaranthaceae
Product: probable glycosyltransferase At5g03795
Exons: 5
Coding region: 1-1389 (462 amino acids)
Molecular function (GO): glycosyltransferase activity
Source: RefSeq, a predicted model, not a curated record